Messenger RNA from Hemibagrus wyckioides, 4114 nucleotides. It is a transcript of the gene tulp3, whose product is annotated as TUB like protein 3. Gene Ontology annotation, cellular component: cilium. Bases 298 to 1560 code for a protein of 420 amino acids. Lineage: Eukaryota; Metazoa; Chordata; Actinopteri; Siluriformes; Bagridae. The transcript has 13 exons. The record is from RefSeq and is a predicted model, not a curated record. Gene Ontology annotation, biological process: protein localization to cilium.
GCAACAGCUGGGGGAUCCAUAGCAACCGCAGAUAAACAUGAGUUACUAUAUCAGGUCUGAGAUGAAGAUAAAGAGUGAUUGAGUUACUAAAUCCUUCCUGUCAGCUCAGAGCACUCCCUUCAUUCUCCUCAUCAUCAGUGUGUUUCAUCCUGAAGACCCUCCAGCUCGAGCAGCUUCACCUCCACUGCCACAGCCAGUUCCUUGAACGAUGACAGCAAUAGCUUGAGACAGCAGAAGCUGGAGAAACAGAGAGUUCUGCUAGAGCAGAAACAGCGGCGAAAGCGCCAGGAGCCCUUGAUGGUGCAGCCGAACCCGGAAGCUCGUCCACGUCGUUCUCGCCCACGCCGCAGUGAGGAACAGGCUCUACUCGUCGAUUCCCGCCUCAGUAUCACCAAUGAUGUCAUCUUUGAUGCAGGUAUUGAUGGACCUGCAGCUUUUUUGGGUUCAGAGGCUUCAGAUCUGGGUACAAAGAUCCAAGUGCAAUCAGUCAGCCAACCACAGAAUCCCUCUCCUCCUCCAUCUGAGGAGCCUGAGAGAGAUGGAGACACUGAAACGUUGCUGGAACCCAAAACGGACAUACACACACUACUACAAAGACGGGGACUCUCAGACAGCAUGAACUAUGAUGAAGUCAGUGAUGAUGAUAAUGAAGAAGAAGACAGAGCCAGUUCUCUUUCCCCUAAUACAGAGUCCACACGUCCUGCCUCUGCAUCUAGCACCAAGUCCAGCACAGAGUGUGUGAAUGUGGCCUCACCAACAGCAGAAGGCCCCUCCAUUGAGGUGGACAAUCUAGAGGAAUUUGUGCUGAGACCGGCCCCACGUGGUGUUACAGUAAAGUGCCGUAUCACACGUGAUAAGAAGGGAAUGGACCGUGGCCUGUACCCCACAUACUUUAUGCACCUGGAGAGAGAAGAUGGCAAAAAGUUGUUCCUGUUGGCUGGUAGAAAAAGGAAAAAGAGUAAGACCUCCAACUAUCUGAUAUCAGUAGAUGCCACAGACCUGUCUCGCGAGGGUGAAAGCUUUGUGGGAAAAUUGAGAUCGAAUCUAAUGGGAACUAAGUUCACUGUGUAUGAUAACGGCACAAACCCCAGCAAGAGUAGUGGAGCUCUGCUGGAAGAGAGCAACACACGGCAGGAACUAGCAGCUAUCUGCUACGAAACCAAUGUGCUCGGAUUUAAAGGCCCACGCAAGAUGACCGUCAUCAUCCCCGGCAUGAACAUGAACUUCGAACGUGUUCCUGUUCGUCCCACAAAUGAUCAGGAGUCUUUAUUGAGUAAAUGGCAAAAUCGCUCACUGGAGAAUCUAAUCGAGUUGCACAAUAAAGCUCCGGUUUGGAACGACGAUACACAGUCCUACGUGCUCAACUUCCACGGACGGGUCACGCAGGCUUCUGUCAAAAACUUUCAGAUUGUCCAUGACAACGAUCCGGACUACAUCGUGAUGCAGUUUGGUCGUGUUGCUGAGGAUGUGUUCACGUUGGACUAUAACUAUCCUAUGUGUGCACUGCAAGCCUUCGCUAUAGGCCUGUCCAGUUUUGACAGCAAACUGGCCUGCGAGUGAUUCAUGCUACAGUUAAAUUCUUUAUCUGUUAUACAUGUGACCACAUGCUCGUUCGAGUCAUUCAUUCCAUAGCUUGGACAGUUUUUCCACUAUUUUUUCUAUUUUUCCUCUCCAAAAACUCCUACCAUGCUCCUUUACCUGAAGUCGAAAUUGUAUGCGUCAGCUCUGAUUACAGUGAAGAAAUCUAAAUUAACAAAAAAUGACAUAUCUUUAGAAAAACCUGUCUCUUAAACAAGAUGUCACCAAGGUAAGAAAUUAAAAUGAGUAUUUAUUGAGUAAAUUGCAGCGUUAAUCAGAGUAUGAUGGAGUUCUGCAGUAAAUUAUGUGGAGCGAUUAAAUGCACCUCUAGGAGCUCAACUUACUCCUACAACUUACACAGACUUCUGGUGGAAAGGUUCUGUUUCUGAGUUCACUAGCAUUUACUACUAGGCCUGUUUGUUUCUUAAUUAUCACCAAAAAUGUUUCAGUAGAUAUUUUUUUUAAAUUUUAGAGCCAUGAAUUGAAUUAGGAAUCAGCUGUCACUUUGUUAUAUAAAAAAAAAAAAAAGAGAAAAGAAAACUUUUUUAUAAGGGAAAGCCAUCAUCUGUAUACCAGCUGCUCUGAAUGUCUUCUUUUGUGUGUUGUUGUGUAUCAGCACUUCCUGGCUAUAAAAGGUUUACAAGUGACCAUCGGAAAAGGGACAGUUAUCACCGUGUUCGUCAGUGUGCACAGCGUAUUGGUGUUUGUUACGCUUUUAACCGUCUUAUAUAGUUCUUAAAUUACAUCAUGUUUUUUAACAUAAUCAGAUUUUUAAAUGCAGGUUUGUUUGUGAUGGUGAGUUUUUAUCGUGGUUUCGCGUAUCGCUUAUUGUUUGUGUGGCAGUGUUGGAGUCUUUUUUAUCUCUUUUGAAGCCUGUCAUGACUCACAGCUCCUGUAAACAGAUGAAGCACAUGUUGAAAUGAACAGAGCUUAUAGAGGAGCAUCAUGUCCCUUGUCCAAUGUCCACCAAUCAGAUUCUACAAUCUGGUAAACUAGACUACUGUGCUCCCGUUCCAUGACCUUACAGAGGCUGUUUUUUUUGUGUUCCUAUAUAUUUAAAUUAUGAUUAUGGCUCAGCAUUGUCAAGUGAAUUUUUUUUUUUUUAUUAUUAUUAUUUUUUUUUAUAUCCGCAUAUAUAUAUAAAUGCGGCCAUUUAAAUCAGGGCUUCUUAAUUCCAGUGGCUGGAAUCCACCACAGAUUACACAUCCAAAUAUAUAAAAGUGCAGAAACUUAUCACAAAUUAUAAUUCAUUUGAUGUAUACAUUAGUUAAUCUUCUUGUGCAUGUAAAUCACAUACUCAGGAGCACGAGUAGGAUAGAGAAAAGCUUUUUCCCCUGAAAUUAUGUGAUUUUCACAAAUACCAAAGUGCUUUAAACGCUCAGAUGAACGAAAUACGAAUAAAUCUGAUAAAUGAGGAUGUAUUUAUCAGAGUCUGUAUGUCAUUUUAAGAUGAAAGCGAGCACAGGAAAAAGAAAGCCAAAGAAAGCAACACAAGGAAACAAAAAAAGAGAUCGAUUUUAAUCGGCAUGACAAAGUAACUGUCCAGUCAAAAACGGUGACUAACAGUGACCCUCUCGCAAAUCAACGUGGUCCAAAUCGUGAAGGUCUUAAUGAGUAUUGUAAUCGUAUUGAGGCGGUGAAAUCUUCAAAAUCUGCCCUGCCUUUGGUCAAUUGCCUCUGUAAUUAAGAACCCGCUGGUUUAAGUAAGGUGUCAAUACAGCAGUCCUGGAGGGCCCACCGUACUGUUUAUUUUAACAUCUAAAGCCAAUACAGACUGAAUUUGAAGAGAAACAUGUAUGAAGAGAAACACAGAUCUCUGCAGGGCUGUGAUCUUCCAGGAACAUGUUCAAUUCUCCUGCUUUUAAUGCUUUGGUGUGCCUUGAUGUUUUCUAUCAGUAAAAUACACUGAAAUGAUGACCACCUUAAAAUGGAAACACAAAUGAGAAAACUAUUUUGGUAGUAGAGCCCUAACUGUCCUAAUAUGUUAGACUUCAAGCACAUUUAGCCCCAGUACAGUUAGUGAUCUUUAAAAAUUAGUUAUUAUUUAUGAAAAUUCACUUACAUACAUAUAUACAUGUAGUUAUGGGAGAAAAAGAAAUUACACCCUUCUUUAAUUCUGUAUAAUAAUAAUUGCGUAGUCACAAACUUCUGUAAACAAACAAAUAAACAUUAAACUAAACACUAAAGUUUUGGCAGAAGUAGCUUGAGUCGACAAAUCCAGACAUGCACAAUUCAACUCAGGAUUUACAAAUGAGUUUGGGACUUUUUUUAAAAAAAACUCUGUUCUGGAGCAGAUCCUGGUCAUUCUUGCUUGUAUACUGUGUGUAAUGAAACAGCUAACAGUUUGCUGGAAAUUUCACAAAGCCUAUAUUUUCCAUUUAAUAUUUUGGUGCGGAGUAAUAUUUGCACAACUUAUAUUUUGCUUAUGGUGUGUUUGAGCGACUCAUUUUUGAAAAUUUAAGGUCUUGUAAUUUUAUGAAAGUGUAUUAUAUGCUGACUUGUACAUAUGGCUGUAAAUAAAAUGUCAGUGAAAUAA